Messenger RNA from Drosophila kikkawai, 1139 nucleotides. RefSeq lists its product as uncharacterized. NCBI's taxonomy places the organism in Eukaryota, Metazoa, Arthropoda, Insecta, Diptera, Drosophilidae. The record is from RefSeq and is a predicted model, not a curated record.
UUCAACAAAGCAGGCCUAGAGUUGCUUAGCAACUAACUAACAAAUAGCUAUUCAUAUCGCAUAGCACUUUUUCCGAAUCUGCCUGCAUAGCACAACAGCAAAUAUAAUUUUUAUAUAUUUAAAUUCAAGUUUGAGUUAAUCAUGGCUGCUGAUAAAAAGACGCAGGAAACCGAUGAGCUAAUGAAUCGUAUACGCAAUGAACUGACGGCCAUACUGUCUCAGGAGGCCACAAGUAACUCGGAAAGGGAGAAGACAAAUGAACUACUUUUGAGUCCCAAUCCGUUGCCAAUUUUUGGUUUCUCCAAGGAGAAUAAGAAGGCUAAAAACCCUUCAAGCGCCAUAAAAAGCCUGUCCUCCUCAGGCAGCGGAAAGAACUCCUUGGCAAGCAGCGGCAAGGACUCCUCCACCAACAGCAGCGAAAAGGAUCUUCCAGCAAAGAAGGGUGCCAAGCAAGUGGAACCAGAUGUAAAUUCCACAUCUACCAGUUCCUUGCCAAGAUCGGAAACAUCGGGCCAGUAUGAAGGUCCGCCCAAGGAUCCCAAACUUCGUGCCGAGUUCUUAGAAAGCCAGGCAGCCAAAAGCAUCGACGAUGACCUACAAAAGAUGCAGGUGGAGCUGAAACAGAGCUACGAACUCUUUCAGGGAAUCGGCGAGAAGUUCGAGUCGGUGAAUUUUUCUGGCUUAAAGACUCGCAUCAGGGACUUGCACCUGAACGAUAACAACAACGAGUUGGGCAAGGUGACGACCCACGAACUAAAGACUAUGUUUGAUACGCGUUUCCAGCAAAACCGCCUGGACAAGUUGACCUCUGAUGCCACGCAGGGGUUCAGCCGACAUCCAGGAGAGUUUGGGGAUAUCCCAGAGCUGAGUACGUUCUUCAAGGCAUGCACGCAGCUGGAGCGCGGCCUGGAUGCACUGCGUCAGCAACGUCGGCGUAACAGCGAACUGGAAAAGCGUCUGUGCUGGGCCACCGAGAUUGCUUACGAUCGUAUGGACGAAAUACGCAAUGCCAUGGGCUCCGAUCCGGAAAAGGACAUUUGAAGAGGAUACUUCAAAGAUUUUAGUAAUUGUUAAUCGAAAAAGUUCAUUCACACUAGCGCACAGGUGAAAUACAUGAGUAUAUAUGAAUGCAUAUGCAA